Molecule: messenger RNA, 3664 nt
Organism: Amoebophrya sp. A25
Lineage: Eukaryota; Dinophyceae; Syndiniales; Amoebophryaceae
Source: the annotation of a GenBank genome assembly
GUUACUUGAUGCUUUCACUUCGUCUUGGCGCUGUCAUUCUGGCCUUCGCCAUUUGCGGCCGUGCGGCCUAUUGCUGCGUUGUCCACGUCAGCACCAGUCGAGGCAAUGAUUCCUUUUCUUUGUCUCACAAUCACCGGUGGAGCGGUUCGCACUGGCAAGGCCGCCUACGCUUGCGCGCAGCCAGCGACAGAAAGCGAGGACUCGGAUGGCCGUCAAAGUUGUUGUUAUACCUUGGAUCCCCGCGAUGACACCUAUCAUCUUAAGCGCGUUUUCUUCUGUCCUGACAGCAGGGACCUUGUGGUCCAUCAUGAUGCGGCGGCUGUGGUCUGUUGCUUUACGACCUCACAUCAAGUAGCAUCUUCUACUUCUUCACAACACGCAAGUGCAGCGUCAGCAUCCUCUUCUGAAGAUACAGUAUUAUUGGGUGGCGCUACUUCUGGAGGUGGUCAAGUUGCAGCAGUAAAUGCAGGAGUCGUGGCACCAGUGGAGGAGAUGGUCUCCACCGCGUCUUCUCCUCAGACAAGCACUUUGAAUGUGCAACGAGAAGGAGAAGGAGCUAAAAAGCUCCGUCUGCUUUCUGCAACUAGCCUGCGACAUUUCAUUCGUCACGGCGUUGAUAGUUGUCCACCGCAAGAGCCAGGACAGAUCUUUGCCGGCGAUACGGAGGAGUGUGCUGCUUGCUGUGAAGAGUUCAAUUUUCACCCCAUAAAAGUGUGCCUACCUCCUCGUCCUCGUAGGAUUGAUUCUGUAACAAAUAGAAGUACAACGAACAGGGCCUCCUGCAUAACGGCACUGGGUCAUUUAGCGCCGCCUUCAAUAUCUUCGUGUACAGGCGCACGUCCAGGGUCUUCGACAGCACCGAACCACCCCAAUGUAUCAUUCGAAACGCCUGCGAGAAACCGUAAAUGUUGUAAAGACCAAGAUAAGAACUUACGCCCAACCGGUAAGAUGACGAUGAGCAAAACUGAGUUAGCGAAAGCAGACGAAAAGUAUUUGCAAGAGCCGUAUGGUGUCGUGACUGCUGGGAGCGAGGUUGGACUUGAGCGCAUGGAGCUGCACGAUCCUCACUACGAUGAAGGUGAACGGCGCCAAGAAAGGGUCUUUGUACUGGUGGAACAAGGAGAAGCCUCCAGUUCCUCUUCCUCCUCGAGCAAUGCUUCGACAGGUGUUGGCGUGGGUUGCUGUGGUCGAGAGGCUUUGCUUUCACGGAGCCGGGGACGAGCGACGUCCCCGUUAUCGUCGUUUUCGUCCCCUGGGGGUAGCUCUUCUAUCAUGACAGCAGCUCCUUUGUGGUCUUCUGGUGCAUCACACGACGAGGAUAUAGGACACGUAGGAGCUCAUCGGGCUCCCAGUUCGCCGUCUGAUGUCGAGGAAGAGGAAGAUAGUGAAGAACAUUUUCUGCACGACCAGUCUGCAGCAGGGGAUCAUUUUCCUGCUCCGGAGCAACGCGGCCGAUCGGCCGUGUCAGAAAGUCAAGUGGAGCUUGUCGACCACAAAAUGAAGAAGAUUAUUAGGGGACUCAGUGACCAUUUCUUUUCUAUUCGAAGUCCGCUCGUGGCGACUCGGCGACCCUUCCUUCUGCAGUCGGAGGACCCUGCGGCCACGGGGAGAGUGCCGGGUGAAGUCAGGGGGCGGAUUCUGGGACAGACUGGGCGGCCAGCCAUUUACGGAAACGAGCAAGGACAUGCCUGUAUGCUGGAGCCCUGUCGCCACUUAGUUUGUAAAACGUGCGCAAUAAAGUACAUGCAAGCGUCUUGCGCAGAGGGCAAUCAUGUUAAAUUCGCAUGCAUGCAUUGCCGCAGUCAGCCCCAGGCUAUAAGGCCGUUAGUUCGCCUCGAUCUUCUCGAGAACAACGAACAACAGCACGACGAGAUGGAGGUCCUCCGCGAAGAUCAUAUUAUCCCGUUCUCUACUGCUGCAUCUACGACACGGACAGCGUCUUCCAGUUCGAGUCGGAGUCCUCCUGCUCCUAGUGAACGUGAGUCGUCUUCAUCCGUCGUCGUAGGGGACCGAAAGAAAAAUCAUCCCGCGGAUCAUUCUGGGACGGCGCAAAAGACGUCUUCCGGUUCAUCCAGCAAGACCGAGAGUGCUGCGACAAGAAGUGCAAUAUCUAGAAGAUCAAUGUCGAUGUACUCUUCCAUAAAUGAGGAGGGAGAUAAGUCGGGUACAAGUCCUCCUGCGGCCCUCAGGAUACCCACAGACACACGGUCUUCUGUUGCUGCAGAAGAACUGAUGUACCCUUCAAGAAUAGCAGUUGUCGGAGUGGACACGACAACACGAUCCCCGCAGACCAAUAAGUCAGAAUCCUCUACUAGAGUUGUAGAAGCGCAGAGGAAGACUGAGAUCGAAAAAAUCAAUAAACAUCAAGCAGCACGUCCACAUCAAGCGCACUCAGCGCAGCAAGCGGUGGUCACAGAUUUUGCUUCAUCUACCAAGUUUGGGAGCAGUAGAGCCUCUUCUUCGAUAGAUGGAAGCAAUGAGAGGACAACAAGUCCUGCUUCUAUGAUAACAUCAGAAGCAAAUGCGAAUGUGAUGCCACCUCCAGCAACCAGAACCAGUACAUCGAGUUCGAUUGAUAGUCCACCGGCGAACUUUCAUGAUGAUCGUAGUACAAUGGGAGCUUUUGCUAGUACCGCUAUCGGCAUGUCGCAAGUCGUUCUGCCUUGUGGACGGAGUAUGUCUGCUGACUCUGGAUCAACGUACUUCGGAGCGCGUUCAGUGGACACGACAUCGCAGGACGAUGAUGAAGUACCGCCCUACACUAUCGAUUUAGCUGCACCUCAUGUCUUACCGAGAAGCCAUGCUACGAGCAGAAGGGAUCGCGACUUCGGCCACACGUUAGUUACGCCCUUGCUGACUGCGCACCGAGCAGGAAUCGGAGAGAAGCGAGCUCAAAGCGACAAAUUCAAGAAAGACCUUUUGUGGACUAAUAUUUCACGGAAGUAAUUGUUUCUCAUACCUGUUAAUUACGUUUCUAUGUUUGAUGAAAUUGAAAUAUCUUCUAAACGUGAUUCUUCGCAUUUUUUCUCGCUGCUCUUACGUGGUGCAUAGCAGUGAUUUAUCAUACACAUGCGAGAUCGCGAUCGGGAUCGCAGACAUUUUGGACACCGCAUACAUACGGAAUAUUCAUAUUGUUUAAUAAAUGUGAUUACCAUCAUGAAGCAAGCAAGAAUCGGUAGUUGAUUUUUGUCAUUUUGUAAAGCGUACGUGAGCGAAACGAGACGAAAGUUGAAGCUUGACCAUCGAAAAAUACAGUUAUAUGGCCUGUCAAAUCUUCAAAAAUUCAAGAGUCUAAUGAACUCGCGCUCACUAACAAUGUCCGAAAAAUGAUGAUGAACCAGAAUCACUUCCUCCACCAAUUUUCUACUUUUAUGUCGUGGUCAGCGUCUUUUUUUAUGUCGCAUCUACAUGAAUGAUGAAUGAAGCAAGCAGGGCUAGAAAGCUUGAUACAACAGGCCGAGUUGAGAUGUAACACCAAUGUGGUGUAGUUGAAGCAUUGCUAGUUUUGUUGACUUUGCUUGACGUACGAAAACGAAAUUAGGAAGCAUGUCGCGCAAGCAUGUUGUGGUAGUUGCGAAAGAGUCUAGAACUACGAGUUUGUUUGGAACAUUUUUGUCUCUGCAGAACAAUAUGAAAAUGAAGAUGGGCAAUAAACCAAUUGGAC